Messenger RNA from Silurus meridionalis, 2112 nucleotides. It is a transcript of the gene arl4ca, whose product is annotated as ADP-ribosylation factor-like 4Ca. NCBI's taxonomy places the organism in Eukaryota, Metazoa, Chordata, Actinopteri, Siluriformes, Siluridae. The transcript has 2 exons. Gene Ontology annotation, molecular function: GTP binding; GTPase activity. Gene Ontology annotation, biological process: endocytic recycling; intracellular protein transport. The record is from RefSeq and is a predicted model, not a curated record. Gene Ontology annotation, cellular component: cytoplasm. The coding region runs from base 214 to 792 and encodes 192 amino acids.
AUAGGAUUCGGAUGCAGGAUCUAGAUGCCAAACCGAGAUGUUCCUUCACGCAGCUCGCGGGAGGACCGUGCGGGAUGCGCGCGCGGGAUCACGCAUGCAAGCAGGAGAAAUCACUUCGGAGGCAGCGCACGUGCCGGCGACUAAAAACCCUCUGCAGCUCAUCUUCACUGAGAAAUUGUGAGGUCCUUCACUGGUUGGUUGACGCGAAUCAGCAUGGGGAGCGGUUUGUCCGUGGUGGGACCGAUCCAGUCGCUCCACGUGGUGAUGCUCGGGCUGGACUCGGCAGGAAAGACCACGGUUCUGUACCGCCUCAAGUUUAACGAGUUUGUCAACACGGUUCCGACCAUCGGCUUCAACACGGAGCGCGUACGCCUGAACGACGGCGCGGCACGGGGGAUCAGCUGCCACGUGUGGGACGUGGGAGGCCAAGAGAAGCUGCGUCCUCUCUGGAAGUCGUACAGCCGCUGCACGGACGGCAUCGUGUACGUGGUGGACUCGGUGGACGGUGAACGCCUGGACGAAGCCAAAGCGGAGCUGCACAAAGUGGUGCGACUCGCCGAGAACCAGGGGGCGCCACUGCUGAUCAUCGCCAACAAGCAGGACCUGCCCGGGUCGCUGCCCACCUCCGACGUGGAGAAGAAGCUCGCGCUGAGAGAGCUCGGACCCUCCACGCCGUACCACGUGCAACCCGCCUGCGCCAUCACCGGAGAGGGACUGCACGAGGGCAUGGACAAGCUGUACCACAUGAUCACCAGGCGCAGGAAGACACUGAAACAGAAGAAAAAAACAUAAAUGGGUGCAGACGCACUUUUUAUACUGGGCGAGAAAACGUGUUUAUACAAUGAACCAAAGAUGAACUUCACAUAGGAUUGAACUUCACUCAGGAAGAAAGAAAGAGAAUGAAGACGGAAGUAAAGAUCAGAUUCUCAGAACCUAUGGAAAUUGAAUGCUUUCUCACUUCCAGAUCUGAUCUUCUGGAUCUCCAGAUGUUCUCAGUAUUUUAAUGGGGUUUUCGGUUUGUUUUGAAUCUUUUACAUUUGUUUUGCAUUUCCCUCAUUUUCAUUUACUGUUUUCUGAAAUGUUCCAUUUUUGUAGGACAUCAAGGAAGAAUCAUAUUAUAGAUGUUUUUUGGUUAAACAGAAGUUAUAGAAUAAAUGUUUUUAUGUAAUAAAUAUGCAGAAUAUUAUUGUUAUAAAAAAUAUAGAAGUCACAAAAAAUCUUAAAAAGAAUAAAUAUAAAGAUAUAAAAAUAUUUGAAUGCAUUUUGGAGUAAAAGAUAGACAGAUAUAUAAAAGUCUGGGUGUGUAGGGACGCUGUAGAGCCAAAAGCUUGUGGACCCCCGAGUGUAAGGUCCACACUUAGUCUCCAUUUGCAGCAGUAAUGAGCUCCAGUCUUCUGAGAUUUUGUGUGUUAGUAAAGGCAGGUACUGAAGCAGCUGAGAAGGUGAGGAGGCCUGGGGUUCAUAAUUAGACCUCUAUAGCAGGAGAUCUUUCACAUCAGAAAGCAGAUCUUUAUAGGUUUAGCGUCAGUGCACAUGUAGCGUUUUCAGCUUCUAUAUUUAGCGAUUAUGCGAUGAGGAAGACGUGCUCUGAGUAAUGAAGCUGAAGUGAAGAACAGGUUGCUCUGGCACAGAGCUCGUUUCUGCUGCUGUCGCUUCGGGCGAGAACAUAGUCCAUGAUCCUCGUUCUAGACUAUAAUAGAAUCGAAUAUUUCAAGAAGAAACACCAUUAUACUUGCAGAUGUGGAAUAAAAGCAGGCAGGUUCCUGCAGUGUUCUGAAGAAGCAUCUGUUCCUGAACGUCUACAGCUUUUAUAUGAAUCCCAUUAGAUAACAUGAUAGAACUCCAAACCUGAACCAGGAUCAGAGAUGAAGCAAGAGCAGAUGUGUUCCAUAUGUUACAACAUUUACGAGUCCCAUCCUGAAUGUCUUUCAAGUGAAGUUCCUCUGAGGUUUCUCAUCACCUGAUUGAUGGGCACCUGUGCAGCUUUGUGGCUCUGGUUCAGUAUAGAAAUGUGUUCUGAUAUUAUCCUUUUUACAGAAUUAUUUAUUAACUGGGAGAAAGAUGAAUAUUUUACUGUUUCAAUCUUCUGAAAUAAAACCUUCUCCAUUCACA